This is a messenger RNA of Ectocarpus sp. CCAP 1310/34, 384 nucleotides long. The record is from the annotation of a GenBank genome assembly. Lineage: Eukaryota; Phaeophyceae; Ectocarpales; Ectocarpaceae.
AUGCCUAGUGGGUAUCGGGAUGUGAAGCUGAACCCCCUCGUGAAGGAGCACUUGUGUGAAAUUCAGCUGCACCUCCGCGAGUUCUUCGCAUUGAAAGGCGGCCAGCACGCCGUAUACGAGUGGGCGCGGGAGCUCAACGAUAGUAUGGAAACUGACGGUGAACACCUGAUCGAGAAUCUGUCCCCCGAGGUUACGAAGGAGAUGAUGCGCCUGGCCGGGGAGAACUGGCGUGAAACUGGGUACCUUCUACAGGACCUCCAGCUCGAUGCUGGGCAAUACAAUCUGGCGGAGAAGAGCUUCCGAGAGGUAGCUAUGGGAGAUAUAGUUCCGAGGUCUUUCCUUGUGUACGCACAAUUUUUCUGCGUUGGAGCACCACUUCAGUAG